Bactrocera neohumeralis is the source of this 1976-nucleotide messenger RNA. RefSeq names its product phosphatidylinositol N-acetylglucosaminyltransferase subunit P-like. The transcript has a single exon. Bases 1322 to 1858 code for a protein of 178 amino acids. NCBI's taxonomy places the organism in Eukaryota, Metazoa, Arthropoda, Insecta, Diptera, Tephritidae. The record is from RefSeq and is a predicted model, not a curated record.
AAAGAAUAAUAAUAACACAUAUUCUAAAACUUUCCUAGUAUGAAUUUAAUAACCAUACAUAUAUAAACUUUUUAUUGAGGAGUACUCGCAGAUUGUUUGUCAGUAUGGACUUUUUUUUGCUUAAUUUGGCGCAAUAUUUACAGAACUAUUCAAUAUAUCAUGUUUAUCAUGUUUAACAUGACUUUGCCCCUUGAGCAUAAAAGCAUUUGGUGUUUAGGAAUUACUUACCACAUACAUAUUUUUAUUAAAUCAAAGCCACAAUUCUAAAAAUAUAACAUGUAUCACGUGUAUGUGACAUAUCUAUAUGUAUGUAUAUAGUGGUUAUGCAUAAAAAAACAACAUUGUUCAUUUUUGAUAUUUAACGCAAUUUAUUUAUAAUAUGUAAUAACAAACCAUAUAUAAUAUAGUAGUCAUGGAGGAAUCUGAAGAUUUUCUAGCAUCUCAUUUUGAGCAUGUUUUAAUAAUGUAAAAUUGAAGUACAGAAAGAAUUUUACAAUUCUUUGUAAAUAAAUUAAAUUCGUUUCUACUUUCCAUAAUAGAAAUUUCUAAUUUCCAUUAAAAAAAAUACAUUUUACUUGAAAUUUUGCCUAUCACGUCAUUUAUAUUAAUUCUUAAUUAUUUGAAUAUGUCCUAAUAUUCCCCCAUUGUAUUUACUCUAAUUUAAUUUAAGAAAUAGUACUAUUGGAAAAUUGUGUUUUCUUUUUUUACAUAAAUUACGUAAAGUAAGGGAAUUAAUAUUGCUUUUAGUUUUACCCCACUAGAAUUAUAAAGAUCGUGUUAAAGCUAAGUCUGAGUAAGGUUCAACCACCGCGAUUCAAAAUUGUUUGUUGUUGUUGUUAUAGCGAAAAAAAUUGGUCAAAAGAUGAUGCAUGUAUUUAAAGUAUCAAAAUUUGGACGCUCCAUGCAAAAUUUUUCGUGUUAUAAGGUAAUAAUAAAAUUUAUACUAAUUACAGAACAUAAAUAUUAAUUAAAUCAUAUGUAACAUAACUAAUAUAUUUUAUGAAUGUUUAAGUUUAUUUAGUAAAUUUUAAUUUUGAUCAGAUCACCUGGCUUUUUGAAACAGCUGCCCCUAUACAAGGAAGUUUUCAAAUAGUGAACUUUACUUCUGUGAUGAUAUUGAAAACAGUAAAUGUAUAUACAUAUAUUAUCAGAUAAUAUACAAAAAGAAAUGGCAAGCUUGCGAAACUUAUUCGAGACUUAUACGAGAACAAAUAAAAAUAUGUGUUGGGUAUAAAACCACAAUUAUUAACUUCCUAUUUUUUAAAUCAUAUUUAUUCAAUUGUUUUUUGUCAUGAUUGUCAAAAAUUAAAUUAAAUUUUCAAUGUGGCCAGUCAAAGUUGCGAUAAAAAUUAUUCCUCACAUAAUGCCGAACCCCGCACCAACAUCUUAUCGGGCAAUACAGGGCUUCGCUUGUUAUUUAUGUUCAGUGUUGCUGUUUACUUUGUAUAUUAUUUGGGUUCUUGCGCCGUUGAAGCAGCUGGGGUUUCAAAAUUUUCCAUACAAAUAUUUGGCAUUAUGCAUGACCAAUGUGGUGUCGUGUUUUUUGGUUAUGAUUUAUUACGUUUUUUAUCCUGCAAUUAAUUUGGCAAUGACCCCGAACGUCGACGAAAUAUCGGCAAUCAUAGACGUAAAACUAUUAACACGUGGCAAUGAAUUGGAAGAUGUAAUUAAUUGGAAGACAAUAAAACAUUUGGAAAAUGUGCAACGACGACAAUCUAAGGAAAUAUCGUUAGAAAACAAAAUUAUGGAAAACUGUCGUUGCUGUAAGGGAGCUCAACACGAGGUGAAUGUGAUUACAACAAUACCUACGCUGUAUCACAUCGACUUGGCUGAAAUUAAUCGUUUAGUAUAUGAUUAGCUUAUAAUUAAAGAAUGUCACUAGUCGUAGAAUAAACAUAUGUUUUUGGUUAUGUACGUACAUACAUAUAAAAUUCGUAAUAAAUAAUAGGAGAAAAGAGUUUUGAAUUUGAAACUAA